Musca domestica (house fly) is the source of this 1870-nucleotide messenger RNA. RefSeq lists its product as uncharacterized. Gene Ontology annotation, molecular function: DNA binding. Gene Ontology annotation, cellular component: nucleolus. The coding region runs from base 108 to 1007 and encodes 299 amino acids. The transcript has a single exon. The record is from RefSeq and is a predicted model, not a curated record. NCBI's taxonomy places the organism in Eukaryota, Metazoa, Arthropoda, Insecta, Diptera, Muscidae. Gene Ontology annotation, biological process: negative regulation of transcription by RNA polymerase II; rRNA processing.
CUACGCUCACACGUGCAUUUGUUUAUAUUUGGGAGUGCGGGAAUUCUCAGUUGGACAUUUUUUCUAGAAUUUUAAAAUAUAUUUUAUUAUAUUAAUAAUACAAUAAAAUGGUCUUCUUUACUUGCAAUCAUUGUGGAGAGUCCGUAAAGAAACCGGCCGUGGAAAAGCAUUACAACACCAAAUGCAGGAAUCGUGUUAAAAACGUAUCUUGUAUGGACUGUCAAAAAGAUUUCCAUGCCGAAGAGUAUGUGGCCCACACUAAAUGCAUUACCGAAUUAGAAAAGUAUUCCGGCAAGAAUUUUGUGCCACGUGAAUCCCUAAAUAGUGGACAAAAGAAACAAGAAUCCUGGAUGGACAUUGUACGUUCAAUUUUAAAUUCCCAAGAAUACGAUCUAUCAACACAGACGCGCAACAUAUUCCAACGGCUACAAAAUUACGAUAAUGUACCACGGAAGAAAGCUAAAUUCCAAAACUUCGUGGCCAAUUGUUUGCGGGUCCCAGCUAAACAAGCAGAGCCGGUUUGGUCUGUUUUGGAAAAAGAAUUAGAAAAUAUGAAAAAGGCAAAACAAGAAGAAAUGGCUGCUGCCAAGAAGGCUCAGGAAGAAGCCAAAAAGGCAAAGGAAGCAGCUCAGCCGCAACAAAAUGGCAAUAAACGGAAGGCUGAGGAGGAAACCAAUGGCGUAGAUAGUGUUGAGAAAAAUAAAAAAAAGAAAAAGUCUGAAAGUAGCGAACAAGUGGAAGAAGUAGCAGAAAAUGGCAAUGCUGAAACAAUAGAAGAAUCGGAGGAAUUCCAAUGGUCCACUGUUUUAGAGAAACUUGUGGCCAAAAAUGCCGAGGGAAUUGCCUUGGAAAAACUAAAAAAGAAAUUGCUUAAGAAAUACAAAAGCAAACUGGCCUUAGAAGAGCUAAGUGAGAAACAACAAAAGAAGUUUGAUAAGAAAUUUUCCAAAACCCUUAAGAAAUGUCCAGCUAUACAAGUAGAAAAUGAAAUAGCCAAACCCUGCUGAUACAUAGACGUAAUAUAUUUAUAGUUUUUAAAGUAAUUUGUUUAUAAGAAUUCUAGUGUAAUUGAAGAAGUAUAUUUUUGUAAUAUAUUAAAAACAAUUUACAAACCACAAACAAAAUUGUCCGUUAUUUACACAAAUCGCUGAGGCCUUCAACUUUGCUGAAAAUGUUUGGUAAAACCACAAACAGUAUUUGUACAAAUUUUGUUUCCGUUGCAUGGCUUAUAGUGGUAGAGGAAGACAAGAAUUUGUAAAAAGUUUUUUUUUUCACAUUGCCGUUAAAAUGUGUUGAACAAAUUGGCUUCUUUUAAAAAUUUAACUAUAAAUAUUCUUGAAUAUCUUCCAAAACAUCAUCAGUUCUUCUUCAACACUCUCAGUGGCAAUUCAUCAGCAAGGAAAACAAACUCAAGAAAAAUGUCUUCUUAUUUCUCCAAUGUAUUUUGCUUUGUUUUCCUUGCCCUGCUGGCCGUUACCUUUGCCGCACCUGGACAUUUACAUCACCACCAUCAUUCCGUAGCUGUUGUAGAACAUCAUCCCGUAGUUGUCCACAAGCCAGUUGUUGUUCAUAAGCCAGUGGUUGUGCACAAACCGGUAGUUGUGCACAAAGCUGAGGUUGUCCAUGUUCCAGUGGUGGUACACCAUCCCGUCAUUGUUCACCACCCAAUUCAUCACCCUGUGCAUCAUCAUCACCAUUUACAUCACUAAGGCAGGAAUUGGUAUUGGUCGAUACACACGAUAAUCGAAUAAAUGGAUUAGAUGAUUCUCUUUUGAAAUUCAUGCGAAAUUGAGGCAAUGAUUUUAUUUUUAACAUUUCUUUCAUAAGUUAUUACAAAGCAGAGGAAACAUUAAAAUGUUUUAAAAAUUAA